Molecule: messenger RNA, 792 nt
Organism: Entamoeba invadens IP1
Lineage: Eukaryota; Evosea; Mastigamoebida; Endamoebidae
Exons: 1
Coding region: 1-792 (263 amino acids)
Source: RefSeq, a predicted model, not a curated record
AUGAUUGAGAAAAUGAAAGGACACAAGAGAGACUCGGAUUUCGUGAUUUCAAAACUCGACUUCUCAAAUCUCGAGAUUGACAACUUGAGUGUCGAAGGCGGAAUGAACACACUAAAGGGCUUUGAAUUAUUAGGGAAUGGUGAAAAGUUACUUUCCGUUCUUAGACCCGUCUCAGUCUCGUCACAGAUCUCCUCCCCUGUGACGAGACAGUGCCAAGUGGAGGAGAGAAGACAGAACACAGUGAUGGAGAGUUCCAGUCGCGUUUGCGAGAGUAGGUUCGGAGCCAUGACAACCGCCGCAGCAACAACCACUACGACGGCCACUGCUUGCAACGGCUCCAUUUUUAGAGACUCAGAUUUUAUUUUUAAUGAUGACUCAAAGCGCGACGAUAAUAAUAAUAAACGCAAUCUUAAAGACAUUUUGGGGUUGGAACAACUGGAAGAAGAACGAGAAGAAGAGGUCAAAAUAGAGGAGAUCUGCAUCGAGGAGCACCCACAGCCUCAGAUGCAGAUCGUACCACAAGUUCCAGAGGUGCAACAAUUCCAGCAAAUCCCGCAGAUGCAAAUUAUUCCGGAGAUGCAGAUUCAGGAUUGCGGGUGCUGGGGUGAUUGUUGUUAUUAUUAUUACCCAUGCCAAGAAAUUGUUUAUGAGCAAGCUGAGCUUAGUCAGAACGGAGAAGGAUUGAAUGAGAACAAGAGCGCCUUGGUUGAGGGCUUCUUGCAUCAUUCGUCCUCCUCUCAGUCCUUUGAGAAUGGAUUCCUCCAAUCUACUGUCUUCGACUACUGGAAGUAG